Molecule: messenger RNA, 1017 nt
Organism: Penicillium soppii
Lineage: Eukaryota; Fungi; Ascomycota; Eurotiomycetes; Eurotiales; Aspergillaceae
Product: isopenicillin N synthase family dioxygenase
Exons: 3
Coding region: 1-1017 (338 amino acids)
Molecular function (GO): dioxygenase activity
Source: RefSeq, a predicted model, not a curated record
AUGGUCGCCAACUCUCCCGUACCCAACAUCCCUGUUGUGGAUUUUACUGGCUGGAACACGGAGUCUGGGCGUCAGCGAGUGGCGGAAGAACUCGUCGCUGCUUGCAAAAAGGUGGGGUUUGUCUACAUUGUGAACCACUCUCUGCCAGAGUCGAUGCUAGAUGAGGCAUUCAGCUGGUCAAGUUCAUUUUUCGAACUGCCACAGGAUGAGAAACUUAAAGCGCCUCACCCGGACGGAUGGGCUGUUCACAGAGGUUACUCUUGGCCUGGGCUGGAGAAGGUGUCACAGACCAUGAGUGCCGAUAAUGACCAGGACAGAGUGAAACAAUUGCGGGAGAUUGUGGAUUUCAAAGAAAGCUAUGACGUAGGCAGCGACGAGAAUUCCGACCAGCCUAAUCAAUGGCUGCCCGAUGAUAGCCUCCCUGGGUUCCGCGAAUUCAUGCUUCGGUUCUACUGGGAGUGUUUUCGGGUUGGAGGGGAAAUUCUGCAAGCGCUCGCUGUUGGCCUGAAGCUGGACGAGAACCACCUACUCAAAAAGCACUCAGGCCGUUACAACCAGCUGCGAUUGUUACACUAUCCGCCCAUUCUAGCCGAAGCAAUCGAGACAGAUCGUGCGGCCAGAUGCCCAGCGCACACCGACUGGAGCUCCAUCACCAUGCUGUUUCAGGAUGAUUGCGGUGGGCUUGAAGUCGAGAAUAUCUCCACUCCGGGAACAUUUAUUCCCGCGACGCCUGUGAAAAACGCAAUUGUGAUGAAUGUGGGAGACCUCUUGCAGAGAUGGAGUAACGACAUCUUGAGAUCUACUAGCCAUCGAGUUACAUUGCCGCCUCUACCUGAUAGGUUUGAGGGAUUACAACGUAUGACACGUAGACGGUUCUCCAUUCCAUACUUCAUGGCGCCAGACCCAGAUUCGGUAAUUGAAUGCAUCUCAUCCUGUAUCGAAGAGGGGGCAGCUGCUAAGUACGAGCCAAUUACACAGGCUGGGUAUAACAAAAUGAGGGCCUCUAUGCAGUACUGA